AGUUCAGAUGUAAAGGUGUAAGAUGUUUUAUGAAAUUCUAAAAAAAUUAAACAUGCAAGUGCAAUGCAAACACGCUUUUGUACUUUUGUAGAAUAUCGUAAUAAACAUUAAAAAUAUGGAGAAUGUUCAAGAUUUAUUUGAUUGUUUCGAAGAUAGUGCUGAAGACGAAACAAUUGAAGAUGAACUUCCAAAAGGCGUCUUAUCUGAACCUAAAAAGGCAAAAAAUCCAAGCAUUAAGCGACCGCACGAGCAAGUUGAGUACGCAGAUACUGCAGAGACAAAACGACCAAAACACGAUGAAGAAGAAGACGAGGCAGAUCUCCUUGCUGACUUAGACUUAGAUGUUUUAAAAUCUCGUAUUGUUAUACAUACCUUGGAAACAAGUGAUGGAUGUACACAUGAAGUGGCUGUGCCCCCAGGCCAAGAGUAUGUCCCACUGGCGCCAAUUUCAGCAGAACCUGCUAAACAGUACAGUUUUAUACUUGAUCCCUUUCAAAAAGAAGCUUUAUUGUGCAUAGACAACUUGCAAUCUGUUUUAGUAUCGGCACACACUUCUGCGGGGAAAACUGUUGUGGCUGAAUAUGCAAUAGCUCUUUCAUUGAAGAGUAAACAAAGGGUGAUCUAUACAACUCCAAUCAAGGCAUUGUCAAAUCAAAAAUACAGGGAGUUUUCCGAAGAGUUUCAGGAUGUGGGGUUAAUCACUGGUGAUGUUACAAUCAAUUCAUCUGCUUCAUGUCUCAUUAUGACCACAGAGAUUUUAAGAAACAUGCUGUAUAGAGGAUCCGAAAUUAUGAGAGAAGUUGGAUGGGUUGUGUUUGAUGAAAUUCAUUACAUGAGAGAUAAGGAAAGGGGGGUAGUAUGGGAAGAGACAUUGAUCCUCUUGCCAGAUAAUGUUCAUUACGUGUUCCUGUCUGCCACUAUCCCCAACGCGCGUCAGUUUGCGGAGUGGGUGUGCAGGUUGCACUCGCAGCCCUGCCAUGUGGUGUACACCGAGUACAGACCUACACCGCUACAGCAUUACAUAUUCCCUGCUGGCGGUGAUGGUAUACAUCUGGUUGUUGAUGAGAAGGGUCAGUUCAAAGAAGAUAACUUCAACACCGCGAUGGCGGUACUCAGUAACGCGGGUGAGGCUGGCAAGGGCGAGCAGCGCGGCCGGCGCGGCGGCCUCGUGCGCGCCAACAACAAGUCCAACAUAUUCAAUAUUGUCAAAAUGGUCAUGGAAAGAAACUUCGCACCUGUCAUCAUAUUUAGUUUCAGCAAGAAAGAUUGUGAAGCAUAUGCAAUGUUGAUGGCAAAAUUGGACUUUAAUACCAUUGAAGAGAAGAAGUUGGUGGACGAGGUGUUCAGCAACGCGAUGGACAUCCUGUCGGAGGAGGACCGCAAGCUGCCGCAGGUGGAACACGUGGUGCCGCUGCUGCGCCGUGGCAUCGGCAUCCACCACGGCGGCCUGCUGCCCAUACUCAAGGAGACCAUCGAGAUACUCUUCAGCUUGGGACUCAUUAAGGCACUAUUCGCUACGGAAACAUUUGCGAUGGGUCUCAACAUGCCGGCCAGGACUGUGGUGUUCACUAAUUGCCAGAAGUACGACGGAAAGGAUUUCAGAUUUAUAACUUCAGGAGAAUAUAUUCAGAUGUCAGGUCGCGCGGGACGGCGAGGGUUGGAUGACAAGGGUAUCGUUAUCCUCAUGAUAGACCAGAAGAUCACGCCAGCGGUCGUUAAAACUACCGUACAAGGGAAAGCAGACCCUAUUAACUCCGCCUUCCAUCUCACUUAUAAUAUGGUACUUAAUUUAUUGCGAGUGGAAGAAAUAAAUCCCGAAUAUAUGUUAGAGAGGAGUUUCUUCCAGUUUCAAAAUCAAGCAUCUAUACCAGAUCUCAUAGACAAGGUGAAAGAAAAACAGAAGCAGUAUGACAAGUUAUCUUUAGAGCAGGAAAAAAGUAUAGCAGAGUACUGCGGGACACGAGCACAGCUGGACCUGCUCGGUGCCAAGUUCCGAGGGUUCAUUACACGGCCGGAGUAUCUCAAGCCAUUCUUACAGCCCGGCAGACUAGUUAAGGUGAAAACAGAGAAACACGAAUAUGACUGGGGUAUAAUAGUGAAUUUCAAACAUAAUACAUCUAGAGGCAAAAAACAGAAGGAGGAGAACCCUCUUACAGCGGAGCAGGUUAUUAUUGUAGACAUACUGCUGCAUGUCAAGAAAUGGGACCCUUCUGAUCUGGAUACCAAGUUCCCAUGUCCUCCGGGAGAGGCAGGUGAAGUAGAGGUGGUUCCGGUAUUACAUACAUUAAUAAAUCAAAUAAGUUCCCUGCGAGUGUACUACCCCAAAGACUUGCGGCCGCCGGACAACCGCAAGUCAGUGCUGAAGACUAUUGGAGAGGUCAAAAAACGCUUCCCCGAGGGACCUCCGCUACUUAAUCCUAUCAAAGAUAUGAAAAUUGAUGACCCAGUGUUCAAGAAAUGUGUGGAAAAUAUCAAGAUAUUGGAAGAAAAACUUUACGAACAUCCAUUACACAAAGACGAGAAUAGAGCCUCGUUAAUAUCUGCAUAUGAAAAGAAGCAGGAGUAUUUAGAGGAAUUGACCUCAGCGAGGGCGGAGCUGAAGAAAGCCAAGAGCAUCCUGCACAUGGAUGAGCUGAAGAAGAGGAAACGUGUCCUGCGACGGCUGGGGUACUGCACCACCUCCGAUGUGAUACAUUUGAAAGGUCGAAUAGCCUGUGAAUUAAGUAGUGCGGACGAGCUGCUGCUGACGGAGCUGAUCUUCAACGGGGUGUUCAACUCGCUGUCGCCGGAGCAGAGCGCGGCGCUGGUCUCUUGCUUCGUGUGCGACGAGAACGCCUCCCAGGAGUCCAAUACUGGCGAGGAGCUGCGCGGCGUGCUGCGCCAGCUGCAGGAGUUCGCGCGGCGCAUAGCCAAGGUGUCUAUCGAGUGCAACAUGCAGCUGGACGAGGACGAGUACGUGGCCAAGUUCAAGUGCACUCUCAUGGACAUCGUGCUGGCCUGGUGCAAGGGAGCCACCUUCCUCGACGUCUGCAAGAUGACUGAUGUCUUCGAAGGGUCAAUAAUAAGAUGCAUCCGUCGCUUGGAGGAAGUAUUACGUCAGUUAUGUCAGGCCGCUAAAAGCAUCGGCAACUCGGACCUCGAGGAGAAAUUCUCCUCAGCGAUCACAAUGCUCAAGAGAGACAUCAUUUUCGCCGCCAGUUUGUACAUGUAAAUGUACUAUGAAUUAAGACAUAAAUUAAGUGAUUUAAUAAAUAAUUUACAAUAUUU
Messenger RNA from Papilio polytes (common Mormon), 3267 nucleotides. RefSeq names its product superkiller viralicidic activity 2-like 2 (gene Mtr4). Bases 116 to 3211 code for a protein of 1031 amino acids. Gene Ontology annotation, cellular component: nucleus. Gene Ontology annotation, biological process: maturation of 5.8S rRNA; RNA catabolic process. The transcript has 18 exons. NCBI's taxonomy places the organism in Eukaryota, Metazoa, Arthropoda, Insecta, Lepidoptera, Papilionidae. The record is from RefSeq and is a predicted model, not a curated record. Gene Ontology annotation, molecular function: ATP binding; RNA binding; RNA helicase activity.